This is a messenger RNA of Mercenaria mercenaria, 3948 nucleotides long. RefSeq names its product alpha-2Da adrenergic receptor-like. Gene Ontology annotation, biological process: neuropeptide signaling pathway. The transcript has 2 exons. The record is from RefSeq and is a predicted model, not a curated record. Gene Ontology annotation, cellular component: membrane. NCBI's taxonomy places the organism in Eukaryota, Metazoa, Mollusca, Bivalvia, Venerida, Veneridae. Bases 1569 to 2780 code for a protein of 403 amino acids. Gene Ontology annotation, molecular function: neuropeptide receptor activity.
CUACAUGUAUAUGUAAAUGUUUUAGCUCUUUACAUGUGAAUGUUAUUAUGGUAGAUAUCGCUAUAGCUUUAAGUUAUUCAAGCUUGGUAGAUAUUAAUCCAUUUAUGAAUAUAUAGCUUUAAGUGAUUCAUGAGACAGGUACAGCAUGUCUCUUUAAAAUGUUAUUAUCAAAUAAGUGAGUAACACAUCUUUACAAGUAUAAUUAAGGUGCAGAUCAGUAGUAAAUUAUCUACAAUAUCGUUUGGAAUGUUAUCUCUAAAGCAAUAAACAUUUUAUACAUGCGACUAAAGAUAAUAUAUACAUACAUUGCUUUCUGAAAUGAAUUUCGAUGGUAAAUAAAAAUUGGAUAGUAAAAAUCAGUCAUUCACGUGCUGAAAUGUGGAAAAUAGAGGAAAGCCUUACAAAAGUCAUAUACUAUUUCACACUGAAGAAUGUUAAAAGUUAUUCAAAAUGAAUGUCUUAUUCAAAGUGCUACUUAAAACGGGAAAUGUAAAGAAAAUAUACAACCUCUAUCAGAAUGACUUAUGUAAAUAUUAGCAGGCGAAAAAACACUUGAAAAGAUUGAUGCGCGGAGUGGUCUCCUUUUGAAGAGUGCUGAUAUCUCAUUGAACAAACACUGCACAGAGAUGAAACGAUUAUACUAAAAAGAUGCAGCGGAGAUAUGAUUUUUCUAACGCGGUACAGUGAACGUCGCACAGCUUCUGAUCAUAUGUGUGGGAAGAAAUAGUGGUAUAACUAUUUUUUUAAAUUUAGGAUUGUUUGAUUAUUGCAGCUCAUUGUAGAGGGAAACAUAGUAAAGCAAUACAUUAAGUGGACUGCUUCAAUAAUGUUAAGUGUGCCCUUCAUUAUAAUCCCAUAAGUGUUAACAGACACGGCAUUACUUUGUGGAUAAAUCAUUAAAUCUGUAGAUUUGAUCUUGAGAUAUAUUGAAUGCGUUCUUUUAGAAAUAUUGCAUUUGAAAUAAAGAGACAUUUGAUUUGGAGUAAAUGAGACACUGCAUUUAGUUAAACGUCAAUAUGUUUUGGACAUGCAGCAAUUAAUUGUGUAAUAAUUAUGGACCAUUCUACAAGCAUAUCAUUGGAUAAUUGAUUGAAUUAUAUACAAAUAUCGUAAAAUGGUAUUUAAUUUAUCAAGUUUCAAAAAAAAAGCUGAACAUUUAGAUUCAAAUUGAUAACUGUUACAUUACUUAUGAAUAAAUGUCAUAUGAUUAUAAGACAAAUUAGUUUUCACAAUUUAAAAUCAAAUUUAUACUUAAUUUGGAGGUAAUUCAGAACGGAUAGUUUAGAAGUGACAAUCUGCAUAUGAUAAAAAUAUUGAAGUUUCGGUUAACGUAUAAAUAAAGAAAGAACGGUGGUGAGUGCAAUUUUGCCUUUAACGUUUUGUACCCGUUUAAAAUGGAAAACACAACGGUAUACAGGGAGAUUUGCUUGAAAGACAAUGUAGAAGAUUAAACUGUUUUGUUUUUAAAUUGUUCAGAGAAAAGCAAACAAGACGAUUGAUAAACACAUCUUACUUGAAAAGUCCUGUAUCAGUUUAAAAGGAAAGAGUUGUCGUUCUUGAAGACAGAAAUGGAAAACAUAACGAUGGAUAAAGAACAAUUGCUUGAAAGGUUAAACAAUGACAAGGCUGUCCUUAUGACACCAGUGAUGGUGAUUCUAGGAAUUUUCAUGAUAAUGGGACUGAUUGGGAACGCUAUGGUCUGUUUCUUUUACACUUGUAAAUCAAGACAGAGUUCGAAUACCAUUUUCAUCGUGGCAAUGGCCGUUUACGAUCUUAUUUUAUGUUGUUUAUCGAUUCCAAUAGAAAUUGUUGACUUGCGAUUUUUCUACUUAUUCACAAAUAGUGGAGCAUGCAAAUUUAUGAGAUUUGUGAAUUAUUUCGGAGCAGUUGGAAGUGUGUAUACACUUCUCGUCAUAGCUGUAGAUCGUUACAGGAAAAUUUGUAGGCCGUUUAAGAAGCAGCUGAAACUAAGAGAAGCAAAAAUAGCAUGUGGAAUUUCAGUAAUAGUAUCAAUAGUGUUUUCAUGGCCAGCUUUAGUGUUUUACAGAUCUGUAUCCGUGGAUGUUUUGACUGAAGAAGGUAUUCUGUUGAAAGGUUGUGACUGUACAACUACAAGGGACGAUUCCUAUAAAGUAUAUUUGUGGGUUUUUAAUGGAGUUUACUUGAUAUGCUUUCUUAUUUCAUCCAUUGUACUUUGUGUAAUGUAUAGUCUAGUUGGUCGUGUUUUGUUUAAACAUAAUAAGUCAAGAAAAAGAUACGGUUCCAGGCCGAUUUCUUCCAAUUCCAAUUCUAGCGGAACAGAGAACCAUCUCACAGAAUUUGAACAACCUAAAUCAAACGAAAAACACAAAUACACAGUAAAUGAAUCUGUUGAAUCAGAAGCGGACGCAGCUAACAGAAGAAGUGUUAUCAAUAUGGUGGCUGCAACAGACCUAAGCACAACUGGAAAAUCUCAAAACCAGUUAGAUAUAAAAACAGUGAAAUAUACCACAAUGAUGUUAGUGAUAACAUUGGUAUUCAUUCUCAGUUUUCUACCACACCUUAUAUUAUCUUUAUGGAGAAACAUUCAGGGUCAAUAUGAAGGUGAAACUUUAUCGGAUGCCGAACUUAUAGCUUUCCAAAUAGGUAUACGGUCCUAUUUUCUGAAUUCUGCUAUCAAUCCGUUGACGUAUGGAUUUUUCAAUCCAAAAUUCCGUCAGUUUUUCUAUAUGACGUUUUGCCCCUGCUGUAGAAGGCCGUCCGAAAGCAACACCAUAUCAACCAGCUCUGGUCCCACGUAAUUGCUAAAAGGGUAUGGUGACAGAUGUAUGACUAAAUUUUCGGAAUAAUUUGUUAGCAAUCAAACUGUAAAUAAGAUGUGUAAAACGCAGCUUUAUGACAAAACAUUUGAAUACAACACUUGUUUACCAUAUAAAAUGGAAGGGGAAAGUCUCAAAAGCCUUGGUCACAAAAUAAAUGAAAGCCUCUGUGUGAAAACCAACAUUAGGGCUGGGCGACCAGUAAGGAUUCAGAUCAGAGAACGUCUAUACUGUUCAUUUAUCCCUUUGUAUAUUCUGUUCGUUUAUACAAAUAAAAUAUUGCUUUUAAAAAAUUAAGAAUACGGUACUUGUUCAUAUGUUCUUAAAACUAUGAUAUUCUGAUAUUAACCUGGAGAUCAGUCCCUCUAAAGACUGGAAUAUCUGGAAGUCCAUUACAUUUUUUGACUUUCGGAUAUAUGGAGUGCAAACGUUGUCAAAAGGUCAGACAGUCAUAAAGGUAUAUAAAUGCAGUGUUAAGUCUUAACAUAUUGUUGUGAAAUACACAUGUAAUAAUAAUUCUGUAACAAAUUGUCGUAUAAUAUUGUCAGCUUUGGUCAAAACUAGCAGGGUGUGUAUGCGCGCAUGCGUGUGUUGGGUUGGGUGUUUUUUUGUUCUACAAUAUCUCUAUGGUAUACAUAAAGAAUUCUCCUGACAAGUACACCAGACAAAAUCACCCUGUUAAAUUUGACCAAGGCGACCAAAAUGAUUCUUUAUGUUUUUGAAAUGCAUGUAUAUUCUAAUUUUCAGUUCAUUUCCCUUAAAAUGGUUAGUUGUCACGUGAGAAUUUAUAAUUUCACACUUUAUGUUCAUAUCGUUAAUAACUUUUAUACAACAAAAUUAAAGAGGAGUGUGUGUUGGGGAAGGGGUGGAGAAAGGGGAGGGUAUUUAGGCCUCAUUCUCUCCAUUUAAUACAGACCGUUGUGAUGUGAUAAAUUUAUAUCUCCAUAACAGAGGAUCUAAUCGUCCUCACAUUUAAAGACAUACAAGUACAGAACCAUGAGAUUUAAAGCCAGCACAUUAUUUCAUUUGUCAAAAAUCUCACUCAUCUGUCUCAUUAUAUUAGAAUUCAUACUAAUGUUAACAAUGUCGUUACUAACUUAUUUAACAUAUAUCAAAUGUGUGACUCCUAGCAAUAAAGGAACACAGUAUU